AUGGCUGAAAAUCCUCUACUGAACGGGCCCUCCUCAAACCACAGUGAAAAUGAGAGUGACUCAGUUAUUUGCCCAGAGCUAGAAGACUGGUGGAAAAUAGUAUACUCUAUACUACCCGUAUACAUAGACAUCAUCUGUGUUAUUGGUAUCUUUGGAAAUGUACUUGUUCUCUUCAUUUAUUCAUUUUACAAGGGCUCCCUAAAGAUAGCUGAAAUCUACCUUAUUAACCUAGCCAUGGCUGACCUUAUCUUCCUCAUGUGCCUCCCUUUCUGGGCAGCGAACAUCAGGAAUGAAUUUAACUGGCCAUUUGACAAUUUCCUUUGCCGUAGCACCAACGCAGCCAUCAGCCUAAACAUGUACACUAGCAUCUACUUGCUCGUGGCAGUGAGCUUGGAUCGCUAUCUGAUUUUUGUCCAUACCUUGAGCAACAGACGGAUACGAAGCAAAACUUUAGCUAAAGGGAUCUGCUUGCUCAUCUGGCUCUUUGGAAUACUUGUCAGCAUCCCAACCUUCGCAUUUCGGACUGUGAAACACUAUCCGCAGUGGAAUAUCUCAGCAUGCACCUUAGACUUCCCCUCUCCAUCAUGGAUUGUAGCAGAGCGUCUGGUGUUCAACAUAUUGGGAUUUGCGCUGCCAUCUAUGGCAAUCAUCUUCCUUAAUUUUUGUAUCGUUCACUCCCUAAGAGAAAACACAAGAGAACAAAGAGCACUCAGAACAAAGAGCUGCAAGGACCACAGAGACACCAGGGCUACCAGGCUGAUCUUCAUAGUGGUUCUGAUGUUUCUUUUGUGCUGGACUCCUCACCAUCUUUUUACAUUCCUUGAUAUAUUAUUCCAGAUGGAAGUGGUCAAAGGCUGUGUGUGGGAAGAACUGCUCAACUUUGGCCAGCAAUUUACUUCUACUCUGGCUAUCACCAACAGUUGUAUUAACCCUGUGAUUUAUGUCUUUGUUGGGAAAUAUUUCAGACAAAUAGCUUUGCAAGUUUUUUCACAACUUAUUCCCUGUAGGUUUUCUUGGAGCUGGGAAUCAUUAAAAGAAAAGUCAAUUUCAUAUUUCAUCUUGUUCCCAGUCAGGAGUAGCUUAACCUAA
This is a messenger RNA of Tinamus guttatus (white-throated tinamou), 1089 nucleotides long. RefSeq names its product bradykinin receptor B1 (gene BDKRB1). Gene Ontology annotation, biological process: calcium-mediated signaling; G protein-coupled receptor signaling pathway; inflammatory response. Gene Ontology annotation, cellular component: membrane; external side of plasma membrane. The record is from RefSeq and is a predicted model, not a curated record. Gene Ontology annotation, molecular function: C-C chemokine receptor activity; bradykinin receptor activity; C-C chemokine binding. Lineage: Eukaryota; Metazoa; Chordata; Aves; Tinamiformes; Tinamidae.